AACCACAGACGUCUUUGCUUGCCUGACGAAAGGGACGAAAGCCCGAACUCUUUCACAGUUUUUUUGGUAUACCUGUUUUUAUUUCCAUCAUCACUUUCAGCAAGAUGCUAAGAGCUGUUCUUUCUUACCGUUGCUUCAUUUUGGACUGAUCAUGGCUGCAGCAGUAGAAAAGAAAAAAGCUGAUGUGAAGAUUGUCAUUGUUGGUGAUGCCACAGUUGGGAAAACAACUUUUAUUCGACGAUACAUGGAUGGAGUUUUCACAGACAAUCCUGGUCAAACCGUUGGGGCAUGUUUCUUUCUGAAACAAUGGGGUAACUGCAAUAUAGCCUUAUGGGAUACAGCUGGUGAAGAACGGUUCUCUGGUCUGAGUUCAUUCUAUUGCCGUAAUGCAUCUGCUGCCAUCAUAGCCUAUGACAUCACAAGAAGGAGCUCCUUUGAACUGUUACAGGAGCGUUAUAUCCCACUCCUUGAAUCUGCCAAAGAAGACUGCCUUCUCUGCUUGACAGGAAUGAAGAAUGAUCUUGUCAACAGCAAUACCAGACAAGUAGCACAUGGUGAAGCCAAGGAGUUUGCCUGUAGACUCAAUGCAAGUAGGUUCCAGGAGAUCAGAAGAAACAAUCCCAAUCAGAAAAUCCAGGCCCCUUUCUUCGAGACCAGCUCCAAGACCGGUGCAAAUGUGGACCAAGUGUUUGAAUAUAUAUUCAGCAGUAUCUUGCCUAGGACAGGGGGAAAUAUGGCACAAAAGAAGGACACGGUUGAUAUGAGUGGUGACUCUGGGAAUUCUAAAGAACAGCUCAAAAAGAAAGGGUGCUGCAAUUGAAGCACAUCUCAUUCUAUAUUUUUCAGAUAGAAAUGUUUAAUAUAUAAGGAGUUCCAGCACAACAUCCAGACACAUGGUAAGAAAUUUGUGUUUGUACUGUCCUUGUGUUGUUAUGGUAUUUCAUGAGAAAUUCCUUGAUUUUCUAUAUAGUAUGAUGUGGCAUGCAAGUAUUGAUUUUAAUGAAAAACGCACUGUUCGUGUGAUAACUCAAGAAACCUUUGAUGGAUGAACUUCAUAUUUGGAUCAUGUAUGCAUAGGGGAAUGACAGAGAUUGAUUUAUUUGGGGACAUGGUGGUCAACUCAAAGGUUGAAAGUCCCAGUCCUUAAUACCUUAAAUGCCUUGUUCUUGUAAUAACACAAGAACUUUUUGACAUAUUACCUUCAAACUUUGGUCAUGUAAGCAUAUUGGAGUGAUGGUGAUCUGUUAAGUUUUGCAGGUCACGAUGUCAAAGGUUGAAAUUCAGAGAUCUUCAUACCUGAAAAUGCAUUGAAUUUAUGAUAGCUGAUUAACAAGGUAUCAACUUCAAAAGUUGAAAAUGAUCCAAUUAGUUUUGGAAGCAGAGUUCAAAGGUCA
Molecule: messenger RNA, 1394 nt
Organism: Lytechinus variegatus (green sea urchin)
Lineage: Eukaryota; Metazoa; Echinodermata; Echinoidea; Temnopleuroida; Toxopneustidae
Product: ras-related protein Rab-20-like
Exons: 5
Coding region: 152-820 (222 amino acids)
Molecular function (GO): GTP binding; GTPase activity
Source: RefSeq, a predicted model, not a curated record